Papaver somniferum (opium poppy) is the source of this 3402-nucleotide messenger RNA. RefSeq lists its product as uncharacterized. Bases 1 to 3402 code for a protein of 1133 amino acids. NCBI's taxonomy places the organism in Eukaryota, Viridiplantae, Streptophyta, Magnoliopsida, Ranunculales, Papaveraceae. The record is from RefSeq and is a predicted model, not a curated record. The transcript is spliced from 7 exons.
AUGUCGGCUGUUGUGAAUAAAGCUUGGAUGAAUGAACCAGACAUAUUUAGCAAAACAUAUAGAGAUGGGGUUAAAUUUUUUAUGAAUUAUGCAGCUACAUAUGGUAAUUCGGACACAACAUGUUCUUUCCCAUGUUCUAAGUGUCAAAAUGGGAAACGUUUGGAAAUGUGGGAAGUGAGGAAACAUCUUUCUGAGAAGGGUAUUGAUAGGAGUUAUGUUGUUUGGUUCUUUCAUGGAGAAAAAGAGGGUGAUAGUACGAUAAGACGUCCAAGUGGUAAUUUUAUACCAACUGAAAUGAAUGAUGAGCAAGCUAGAGAAGGUGUAAUAGAAGAUUUGGGUUCCUUUGUCGAUGCUGCUUAUGGAGUUUUUGAUCGGGGUGAUGGUGUUAGUGGUAAUGAAGAAGUUGAAACUGAAGAAUUUGUUCCUGAACCAGAUUUGGGGAAGCGAUAUUACAGGUACAAACAGUUGUCUGAAGACAAGUUGUAUCCUGGUUGUAAUACUAGCAUCCUAGCUGCAAUUGUGGAGCUGCACAAUGUGAAGAAAACGUAUAAGAUUUCAGCUAACUGUGUAAAUAGUUUGUUGGGUGUGAUAAAGGGUUGGUUGCCGAAAGGAAACAAUUUGCCAGUAAAAUACACAGCGAUGAAGUCGAUGCUCAAAGAUCUGGGGAUGAAAGAAAAGUCGAUUCAUAUGUGUGAGAAUCAUUGUAUUUUGUAUUACAAAGAGAAUGAAGAUUUGACAAGCUGCCCGGAAUGCCUCGCACCAAGAUAUAAGGUUAAGGUUGAUAAAUUUGGGGAAAAGUUUUCAUCGAACGAGCCUUCCAAGGUAUUGAGAUAUUUUCCCCUCGGGCCAAGGCUCAAGAGAUUAUAUACGGUACCUUGGAUAGCACGUGCAAUGACAUGGCACGAUCGAGCAGAAGUUUCUACAGAUUAUAUGCGUCAUCCGGUUGAUUCAUCUCAAUGGGAUUUAGUGAAGAAGAAGUUUCCUGAGUUCGCAAAUGAGGGCAGAAAUGUUUGGCUUGGAAUUGCAACUGAUGGAUUUAAUCCUCAUGGUAUGCAGUCUCUGAAUUAUAGUUGUUGGUCUGUGAUAGUGGUUGUGUACAAUCUUCCUCAUUCCUUGUGCAUGAAACCUGAGUUCGAAAUCAUGACGAUGUUGAUUCCUGGGCCUAAGGCACCGGGGCAAGAUAUUGAUGUAUGUCUCCGUGUGCUAGUAGACGAGCUGAAAGAUGUGUUUGAGAAUGGGAUAUCAUCUUUUGAUACACACAAAGAAGAAUCGUUUCAGCUGAGGGCUACUUUAAUGUUUGGUAUUCAUGACUUGCCAGCACAAGGUAAUAUGUCUGGAUGUACCACGCACGGAUAUUUCGCAUGUGUACAUUGUGCAUACAAGACUCGAAGUGCGUAUCUGUUAUACACAAGAAAGAAUGUUUACCCUAAUUAUCGGAUAUACCUCAGGGGUAAUCAUCCUUUAAGGAAGGGAGAGAACUUGGGAUUAGAAACUGAUGAAACUAAAAAUGCUCCAAAGCGACUAUCAGGAAAGAAGUCGUUGGAGAAACUAGCAAAUGUGACUUACAAACCUGGUAAAUUGGUAGUAAGAAGCAAGGCGCCGAAAAGAAAGAGAUAUGAUCCCGAUGCCGAUGAUGAUACUUAUGGCGAUAGUGUUGACGAAGAACUUACCGGUGCAUUCUAUAAGGAGUCCAUAUUUUGGGAACUGAAGACCUAUCGUAUCCUGUAUUUCCGUCAUUGUGUAGAUGUAAUGCACACUGAGAAGAAUGUAAUGGAGCAUAUACUUGAGACGAUCUUUGAUAUUGGUAAUAAGUCUAUGAAAUCGUGGAAUGCAAGGGAUGAAUUGAAUAAGCUUGUCUUGCAUUGUGGACAGUGGACUACCCGUAAACCUGGGAGCGCAGUUGCUGGAAAACCAAUAUUUGUCUUAAGCAAAGCUGAGAAGGAAUCAUUUUGCAAGAUUCUUAAAGACCUCAAAUUCCCUUAUGGUUUUGCGUCGAACCUGAGCAACAAUGUUAAUAUAAAGAAUUCAAGUUUCAGUAACUUCAAAUCCCAUGACUAUCACGUCAUUAUGGAGUAUUUGCUACCUGUUUGUCUUCAGGAUGCUUUUCCAAAGCACCCUGAACUGCGUCGCGCACUUCACCAGGUCAGUUUGUAUUUCAGAUUGCUUUUCUCCAAACUCCUAAGCAAAGGUGGACUGCAAGAGGCUAAAUUCAUGGUUUCCGAGGCAAUGUGUGUGUUGGAAAAGUAUUUUCCAGCUUUAUUUUUCGAUAUAAGUGUUCACCUCAUGGUUCAUUUGGCUGAUGAAGCAUUGGUCUGUGGACCCGUUAGAUAUCGGUGGAUGUACCCCUUUGAAAGGACAAUGAAGGAGUUCAAAAACAUUCCCAAUAACAAAAGAUACAUUGAAGGGUCUAUUAAGGAGAACAACCUCGUAAAUGAAGCAGUCACGUAUGCCAUGGAGUACAAGUCAAAGCCACGCGAUGGAAAUCACCAAGCCAGUUGGGAGGCCUCUCUCGGAGAAGAGUCAGAGUAUAGUGAUGUAGGUCCUAUGGGUAAAAAAGGAACGACAGUAAUGCUCUCUUCCAUGCAAUUUAUACAGAUACGGAGGUGGGUGCUUUUUCGAUGUAAUCCAGAUGGUCUUGCUGAUUAUUAUAGCUACUAUUGUGAAAACCUUUUGUUGAUUUCACGAGAUGCUGGAAAUGAGGUUUCGGACGACGAAGUUGAAAAACAAACAGAGUUCAUCGAGUGGUUGUAUGAAAAGACAUCUUAUGUUACAAGUGUUAGCAAUAGCACACGUUAUGCAAUUUCUAAACAUGAUAGGUUUCUUAAACAAGGUGAUACAUGGUAUCAUGAAGAAAUAGUUGGUUGUCAAGACAGUGGUGUUUGCAUGACAGCAAACACCACAUUUAGGAGCAAGAAAGGCGAUAAAAAUCCCAAAACUGUAUUGACCAAGUGGUAUGGGGUUGUUAAUCAAAUUUUAGAAUUGGACUAUGGUCAAUUUAAUGAAGUUGUGUUUUACUGUGACUGGGUGAAAGCUGGAAGUGGAAGCAAAAUUUGUCCGGACUCGGAUUUGGUUUUGGUGAAUCUGAAGAGAAUGAGGGAUUCCGAUAAUAUGAGGGACGAGCCUGCAAUUCUCGCUGAAGAGGCAAGUGGAGUGUUCUACUCCAAAUAUUUAAAAAAUGCUGAUUGGAGGAGUUCUCAAGUGCCUAAUCUAUGUAUGAGUUUUCAACUUUUUGUGUAUUGCUCUGUAGUAUCUUGCAGUUUUGGAAAUGUCUUUUUGCCUUUGUUUGUCAAGUGUAUUGAGUCUUUGGUUGUGAAGUUUACUGCAGUCUCAUCUAUACUUGUAAAUCUUGUAAGCCUGGCCUUGGCUUGGCUCAUUUUCUAUUUAAUACAACCUCUGAAAUGA